GCUGAUCAACUCUUAAGGGUUAAUCUGAGUCGGACAUGACGCUGAAAUCCGAUACAGGUCCGGAUGAAUGAGCCUGGCUGUUGCUUUAGAACUUGUCUCCAGUUUGUUUUCAGUCUGAUACCCACAGGUGGGUUUUCAUGCCUGCAAAUGUGUUGACACGAGGUAGUCAGUGACGCCAGAAUGUAAAGCUCAUGCGCCUGUCCUGCGUCGUACUGUCCCGUCCUCAACGCACUGCGUCAUGGCGACAGCUAAGAGAAAGUUACGCAUUUCCUAGUCGGAGUUUAUGGAUUAAAUCACUCCGGCAAUGAUCAGCCACAUGUUAUGGUGGAUUACAGUGUUUCACAUGCACCUGAAGCACUAAUUCCUGAAGAGAGGCGGCCCUUUUAAAAUGGAGGAGCUGGCUCUGAUGGCCUUGCUGGAGUGUCCUCUGUGUUUCCAGCAGCUGGAUGUGUCAGCUAAGGUUCUGCCCUGCCAGCACACCUUCUGUAUGUCCUGCUUGCAGAGACAAGAGGCAGCCCACUCCCAGCUGUUCUGUCCAGAGUGUCGAGCACCUAUCCCGGCCAGGACAGUGGAGGAGCUUCCCGCAAACCUCCUGCUGGUGCGGCUCCUGGAAGGGCUCCAGGGCUCACAGGGGCCCAGCAGGGACGGACAGACCACCCGCUACGCAGUACCCUUGUCCAGGGGCAGCUUGUCUGUGUGGGAGGGUAAUCAGCAACAGGAGAGUCAACACAGAGAGAGGCCAGGGCAGAAUGAGCUCCAAGAACUGAUCCACAUCCAGCGAGACGAUCCAUCCAGGGAGCUGAUCCUCUCGCUGGGUAACAGUAUCACCCCGAAACUCAAAGCCAAUGAGAACUGGCACCACCAAGGAAAUGUCCCUGACAUCAGCGGUUUGUCUGUCAAUGAUGGCACGCUGCAGGCCAUCAAACAGAUGCCUCCACAGCAGCUCCUCCAGCAGUCCCAACCUCCGGCUCUCUGCAGGGCGCUGUUUGACUUUAACCCUGGAGAGAUGAAUCUGGAAGACAGUAAAUAUUGUCUCAGCUUUCUCAAGGGGGACAUCCUCACUAUCAUCAGGCGGGUGGAUGAACACUGGAUUGAAGCCAAGAUAGGGGACAAAGUUGGAAUUUGCCCUUUGCAGUUUACAGAGCCAAACUCUGUUGCUGCCAAACUGCUGGAGGGAAAGACUCGCAGGGGGAGUGAGUCAGCAGAAUUUCACCACCGUACUGGGACUGGGGGCAAAGACAAGGCCACUGACGUACCUAACAGGACCACUCUUUACGGAGUCCCUCAAGCCUCGAUAAAGACACCCAUCAUCAAUGCUUUGCCUCUCUCCAACCAGCGGAAACAGCCUGCAGCCAGCAGCGGCAACUUUUAUCAGACCAGUAAAGGAGAGACGACAAAAAACAGCACCUUCAACAACUUCAACCAUCAGGGUCAGCUGCAGCGUCUCUCUGUGCACACUGCCAACCGUGGCCUUUCUCACACCUCCAGAGUGAACACUCAGCGAAUUAGACGCCACUCUGACACUACACACCGACACCUGUUACAGAGUGAGAGGAAGAUGACCAGUGAGACCCCGCCCACCAUCUCCAUGGCUCUGGUGAACCCCCAAAUGUCCUCUGCCUCUGCAGACAGCAAAAACUCCUCCACACAGCAGCUCUCCAUCAGUGUGUGUGCAGUCCUCUACUCCUACAAACCACGACGGCCCGAGGAGCUGGAGCUAAGGAAAGGAGAAAUGGUAGGAGUGUACGGAAAGUUCAAAGAAGGCUGGCUGCGUGGGUUAUCGCUCAGAACGGGCAAAGUAGGCAUCUUGCCCAGCAACUACAUUUCGCCUGUGCUCAGAACCUCGGCCAGACUCCUGGAGAACAAAGCAGCUAACUCGUCCACACAGUACAACACAGCAGCUGGAAAGAAGCCCACAGCUGCCAAGAAUCCUGCUGUGGUCCUUGCUCUUGAUAGGGUAAAUGCUGAUGGAACGAUACACUCAUCAGGACAGGUGCAGUCUGUGCCAAAUGGAGCACAGCAUGCAAUGUCAUCCACAGGAGCUGGAAAACCAUUCCUCUAUGGAGGCUCACAAGGUUGGGAGACAGUGAGACGCAUUUUUAAUCCUCAUAGAGGCUCAAACCAUUUCUCCCAAACGUCCAAUAUGAACAUCCCGUCCAACUCGCAACACUUUGCACAAGUUCAGGCAUCUGGCUACUCGCCUGCCCUACAGAGGAAGAAAAACAGUGGGAUCCUGUCCAAAUCUGGCCGACCAAUGGGCUGGAUGACUGAGCCAUUAGCGCCCUCUACUGUUGCAGCCUUUAAAGACAGAGACUACACUGCUUUUCAUGAGGCAACUUUUCAGCAUGAAAGACAGCUGUCCAACAGGCCUCAAUCGAUACUAGUCAGACCUGACUCUCACAAGAACAAUACAGACAAGCCUGCAAAGUCAGUACGAUUCCUCACAGAUGAAGACUCCCCUCCCCCAAGACCUCGGACAUCGUCUUGGUCGUCAGGAAGUCAGGUCUCUUCCAAUGUCCGUCCUGGUCCUCCUCCAUUAGAGGUGUGGGCCCCAUCUCUCACCCUGGGAAGAGAUGGGCCAGGGAUCAUCCUUAAAGAAGGAAAAGUUCCUGUCCUACGAAAAGGGCUUGAAACUACUAUCUCAGAUCUAAAUUCUAACCUGCAGAAAUCCACUCCAUCACAGCCGUCCCUACCUUCAGUGUCAGCUCAGUUCAGCCCUAGCAGACACAGAGUGGCCAUGACGCAUUUAGCCCAGACAGACUCUGAACUCAGUCUGCUUCAAGGGGAGCUGGUCCUCGUCCACAGACCUCGACCUGAUGGACGGGUUCUGGUUACUCAGGAGAGCAGUGGGCAAACAGGCUUAUUCCAUUGCAGUGUUCUCCAAGCCCUGGAGAGGCUAAGCUGACUGUGUAAUACUGCUGCAGUACUGUAUAUUUCUAUAUUCCAUGUGUUCAAACUGCCAAAUAACUUGACUGACCUGCGAAAUAAUAGGAUGCGUGUAGAGGUCCAAAGGUUUAUACUGCCAAAUGACAAUCUUAUGAAGGAGGUGUUUAUUUUUUUCCUGAGUGCAUAUGAGAAUGUGAUAAAAUUCCCCAGAGAUAUAUUGUGUACUUCCAACAUAUGUGCAUGUCUGUUACACAUGUACUAAUAUGAGAUUUUGCACAAAAACCCACCUAAUGACUGUUCCUUGUUGAAUACCCAUGUUACACGCAUUGGUUAGUGCCUUUGUCAAACCCACAAAGAAAACAAACUAUAUUUAAAUAUAUUUAGAGACAUCAUGAAGUAAAAUAUCUGUACUGCUUAUGUGGUAAUAAAUUAUACUUCCAGAAA
Molecule: messenger RNA, 3330 nt
Organism: Notolabrus celidotus (New Zealand spotty)
Lineage: Eukaryota; Metazoa; Chordata; Actinopteri; Labriformes; Labridae
Gene: sh3rf2
Product: SH3 domain containing ring finger 2
Exons: 11
Coding region: 389-2905 (838 amino acids)
Biological process (GO): positive regulation of JNK cascade; protein ubiquitination; positive regulation of proteasomal ubiquitin-dependent protein catabolic process
Molecular function (GO): protein binding; ubiquitin protein ligase activity
Source: RefSeq, a predicted model, not a curated record